Messenger RNA from Dendroctonus ponderosae (mountain pine beetle), 720 nucleotides. Its product is annotated as UPF0669 protein C6orf120 homolog. Bases 63 to 647 code for a protein of 194 amino acids. The record is from RefSeq and is a predicted model, not a curated record. The transcript has 4 exons. NCBI's taxonomy places the organism in Eukaryota, Metazoa, Arthropoda, Insecta, Coleoptera, Curculionidae.
UCUAGUUGUUAUGUUGACAUUCAUCCUAACAUGUGAUCCUAACCUUAUUUUCAUUUUUGAAAAUGAUUAAUGUUUUCUUUAUUCUGUUGUGUGUCAUUAUAACAAUUCUGUUUGGCAAACUCAUCAAUGUGGAUGUGCCAAAAACCCCGAACAUUUUGGCCCAAACUGCCGAAGUUAUUGAAAGGGGCAACUUUUCGUAUUUCUAUGUCUACAGUGGAAGGCCCAUCGUUCUCAAUCUCACAUCAAUACUGGGCGACGCCGAUUUGUACAUCUCAGAAACAGUGAAAGCGCCCACUUAUGAUCCUGAGACUUACAGUUUGCAUUCGGCCACUUGUGGGGAUGACGUCGUCGAAGUUCCAGAAAGCUUCGAGUUCCCAUUGGCGGUGGGAGUCUAUGGCUACGCAGAGACAUCAGUUUUCCUGUUGCAAGUGCAGGAAAAUCCCUCUUUCCCAUACGCCCAUAAGCGGUGGGUUGUAAUCAAGAAAGAGCUGCUGGAUGUAAAGGAGCCGGCGAGUGAAGAAGUUGGAAACAGCGAUUCUGCUGAAGCUGCGUUCAAGCACCGCGUGAAGAAGAAAAGAAGCAAACGAAGUUCAAGCAUGUCGAGCAUUUACUCGGUUUUGGAAGUUUUGCAGUUGAUUUUUCUGUGAGUCGUUUUCAAUUUUUCAAAAAACUUUCAGUGAAAUGUCUAGUUUUAGAAAAUAAAUCUUCGUUAAUUUUUUA